UUAAAGAAGCUGGCUUGGGUAUGUAGUUACAAAUCUCCAGUUUUAGAGUAAACUUAAUGUGACUUAAAAAGUAUGACUGCGGAUAUCUACAUACUUGAUUUAUAUAUUUGUUCUUAAAAAAUACCUACUUGAUCUCAGGAACCGCUAUAUACAUGGUCUGAAACAUGCAUCUGGUAAUUUUGUUGUAAUCAUGGAUGCUGAUCUCUCACAUCAUCCAAAGUACUUGCCAAGCUUCAUCAAGAAACAGUUGGAGACUGGUGCAUGCAUAGUUACUGGAACUCGUUAUGUUAAAGGUGGCGGUGUACAUGGGUGGAAUCUUAUGCGCAAGCUAACAAGUCGAGGAGCCAAUGUUCUUGCGCAGACACUUUUAUGGCCUGGUGUAUCAGACUUGACUGGAUCCUUUCGACUUUACAAGAAAUCAGUGCUUGAAGAUAUCAUCAACUCUUGUGUUAGUAAAGGAUAUGUCUUUCAGAUGGAGAUGAUUGUUCGAGCCUCGAGAAAAGGUUACCACAUUGAAGAGCUGUGUCUUGUCAAUGUUGGACAACAAGCAGCUAUUAUGUUUACGCUGCUAGUGCUCAUGACAUGGUUUUCAAAUACUUAGAUAUGAAACUAAUUUUUUUCUGCCUUUAUUGUCGUUCUGCAUAACUAUCUAUCUUCCUUUAUUCAAUAUUUUGGUUUUUCUUUAAUAUUUAAAACUGCUAUACGCUCACCAUAUGUAAUUGUUUUACAAUGAUAUUUGGAUGUUUGUGAACUCGGGCACCUAGUACUUAAAUGAAGUUUGAAUCUAGCUGAAUAGUUCUCUUUGUGAAUCCGACCAGUUAUUUGCAUUGGCCAUCUUAUUUCAUAUCAACUUCCUGAAUAACUUAGUAACUGAUUGUCACUUCUGGUGGCUUAGUGAACAAAUGAACAAACAGAAUUACUAUGUUAGGAGAUUGUUUUAGAA
Messenger RNA from Carica papaya (papaya), 943 nucleotides. The record is from RefSeq and is a predicted model, not a curated record. Lineage: Eukaryota; Viridiplantae; Streptophyta; Magnoliopsida; Brassicales; Caricaceae.